GAUUGGUGUCUUUCCCGUCAGGUGUGGUGGGGCCACCCAGUGCCGGCGUUUGAGUGUCGCGUGCAAAACCCUGGCCGCAAAACCGACGGAAAACGCUGGAUUGCCGCGGAAACGGCGGCGCAGGCCCGUUCGAAAGCCGCCGAAUGGUUCGCCGUUCCCGAACAAAGCGUCGUCAUAUCUCCCGACACUGACGUGCUCGACACUUGGUUCUCUUCGUCUUUGCUGCCGCUGGCAUUGGCCAGCAUGCGCCGUGGACCAAACGACGCCCAGACCCCGUACCCACUGAGUAUGAUGGAGACUGGGAAGGAUAUUCUGGUGUUCUGGGUUGCGAGGAUGAUGCUGAUGGGAAUGGCCCUGGGUCAGGGAGUGAUGCCGUUUCAAGACUUGGUCCUCCACGGAUUGGAUCUCGAGUCAAGUCUGCGACAGAACAAAGCUGAGGGUUUAUUGAAUGAACAUGAAUUUUCUGCAGCUCUUGCUGAGCAAAAUGCAGCGUUUCCAUCUGGAAUACCGGUCUGUGGAGCAGAUGCUCUUCGUUUGACCCUAUUGUAUUCUGACGUGAAAUCGGAUCGUGUUCGAAUCGACGUUGACCGUGCGCGUGCAAUGGCGGCAUUUGCAAACAAAAUUUGGCAAGCGACUCGGUUCGUCACCCAACACAACCCUGAGCCCAUUCCGAGUGCAGAAACGAAUCUGGAACGAGCAAAACGACCGAUUGAUGCCUGGAUCCUGAGUCAGUUGGCGUCAACGGUGGAAAAGUGUGACGUUGGAUUGCGCAACUAUGAUUUUCACGUUGCCGUGGCUGCGCUGUACGAGUUUUGGUACGGUGCCUUUUGUGAUGUGUAUUUGGAAGCGUGCAAAAGUGUGCUGUGGGGUCCGGAGUGUGACGUGAAAAUCGGUGUGAGGGCUGUGUUGGAUGUGUGUCUGGACGCGGGUUUGCGGCUGUUGUUCCCAUUCAUGCCGCACGUGACUGAUGAGCUUUUCCAUCGGUAUCAUCGACGGUGUGGUGCAAGUUUCCAACCUCCUUGUGAAUCUCUGAUCAGAGCUCCGUAUCCAGUUCCUGAAAAAUGGAAGCAGUUCGAAAAUCCGGAUCUGGAUGCGGCGUUUGAUGAAGCUUUCAAACUGAUUGAAGUUUUAAGGAAGCACAAGUUGGGUCUGAAACUCGGGAAAGUCAGACCAGAUGUUGCUGUUGUAUGGCCGAACAUGGCUGGGCAUGUAGUCGCCCAAUUUCGAGACGUCAUUGUGGAUUUGGCAAAAGUGAAUUCACUUGAAUUUUGCUUGGCUGAAGCUGAUGUGUCCAGUGGUUUCCUUCUACUCGCUGGUCCUUAUCCUGACGUCAAUGUGUUCAUGAAUGUGGAGCGUCUGAAUGUUGAUGAGGAAAUCGCUCGAAGGCUUGUGAACAUUCAGAAAGAUUUGGAUGGUCUGAAGGAAAAAAUCAAUUCGAAGAAGUUCUCGAAAAUUGUUCCGUCGAGGCGAUUGCAAAUUGAGAAAAAGUACGCCGCAUUGGAAUUCGAAAGGGAGCAAUUGGCAGCAGCUGUCAAAAUGCAAAAAUCGUGA
Messenger RNA from Notodromas monacha, 1551 nucleotides. The record is from the annotation of a GenBank genome assembly. Lineage: Eukaryota; Metazoa; Arthropoda; Ostracoda; Podocopida; Cyprididae.